Molecule: messenger RNA, 907 nt
Organism: Darwinula stevensoni
Lineage: Eukaryota; Metazoa; Arthropoda; Ostracoda; Podocopida; Darwinulidae
Source: the annotation of a GenBank genome assembly
AGAGGAUUUGCGGCGGAGUACGUAAAUAUGCCCGUCAGUUGUGACGCGGACGGAGGAUGGGUGGAUUAUGCGGGAGCUUGCUACCUCUUUCCGAGCGAGAUGACGUCGGCGUUCGAGGCCGAGAGUCGGUGCCAGGAGAGAGGAGGGCACCUCGCUAGCAUCCACAGCGACCAGGAAAACCUCUUCGUCGGUCGGAAUGGGGAAGGAGCUCCGAGAUGGAUCGGUCUACAGAGAGUGGAUGGCGUUUGGGGAUGGAGUGAUGGCUCGCCGGUCGACUAUCAGAACUGGAACGAGAACUUCAUCUUCAACGACACGUAUGCGAUCAUGUGGAUCGACCAAUGGGUGAACGACGAUUGCAGCGUGGGAAGGCCGUACAUCUGUCGCCUCCACGACCAGGUCGGCGCAUGUCCUCAAGGGUGGGAAAGCCUGUCUUCCGAUUGCUUCCUCCUCGUGGACGCGCCUGCCGCCUUCGGCACGGCGAUGGAAGGUUGCCGCGCCGCGAAUCCCGCCGCGAAUCUCCUCACGUUCGAGAGCCGGGACGACACGAACGACAUCGUCGCGUUCGUCGUGAAUUCCCUGAGCGGACGGCCCGUCACCGAGUACUGGAUCGGGUACCUCCGGAACCCCAGCACGAUGGCGUGGCGGUGGAUCGACGGGAACGCGAACCAGGACGAGCGAUGGUUCCCCGGUUACCCAGAGGAGGAUGCGUCCAAGAAUUGCGCCCAUUUGAUCCUCAGCUCCUGGGACGACUUCCCUCCGGGGUACACCUUCCCCUUCGUCUGCAAGAAGGAGCUGGCUGGGGCGUGAGACGAGGUCGACUAGUCGACUGUCGACUCCGAUUGCAUGCUGUGAAGUCACCAUGUCGGUCUCCUUGGGAUGGAAUAAAGUGUGAAAAAUGGAUCAUCCG